CCGUUCCAUGCGUAAGCAAUUACCGGAACAUUUUAGUUUAGCCAAAGAGGACCCCUAAAUGUAAUCUCUCUAUCCAGCCUUUUGUUUUUCCAGAGACCUUACUGCCUAUUGGUUGGGUUAGGUUGUCGUUCUACCGGCGUGAAGGAUUCCGGAUGUGUUUUCCAAUCCGAAGCGUUAUAGUUGUUUUCCUCCUCGUUUCAUUCACACGAUUACCUAUUCAAGUUAGCCGGCAAUAUGUUUCCAGCAUUUAGCUAUAUUUUAAGUUAACAUAAUUUCCGCCUUGCUCAUUUUUAAAUUAUUUGUAGGCUACAUUACAUUUGCGUUGACUUUAGCUAGCCAUUCAACCAGCUACCCGUCUACCUAUCUCGAUAACAAGGUAAUUCAAUUACUUAGCUAAAUUAGCCAGCUAGCUAGCUACACUCUGCUACUUGCUAUCAAGCUAGCAGAAUUGUCGAAUUCAGUUAUCAGCUAGCUACUGUAGCGCUAUAUUAUGUACUGUUGACAUCAGCAGCGGUUUUUCAUUCGUAACGUUACUGCGUAACAAAUAUUAACACAAUUUUUCGAGAUACUAACGCGAAACUUGGGUCGCUAGCUAGCUUGACAACAAUUGUUCAACUUGGUAAGUAAUUCUGUAGCUAAACAACUAAUAGCAAUACCAAAUAACUUGCUAGGCGCAACAGCCGGUGAUAUCGAGUAACUGAGUGCUGGCUUAGUGGGUAAUGUUAGCUAGCGCCUAGCUAAACACAAGACACUUCAGUUCUGACGUUUCCGUAUCCCAUAUAUGGAAUAUAACCUAUUAAUGUCAUGUUCUAGACCAUCUUCUCCCUGAAGACCUUGCUUCAUUUAAAGCUACUAGGUAACCGACAAGAAAGUUCAUUUUCGAAGAGAAGCUGAGAGGGGUUGUUUUGCUAACGCUAGCCAACUAGCAUGUUACCCAUUUUUAGCUGUGUAAAGUUAGCCAGCUAACGUUGCAAGUGUGGCCGAAUUAUACUUUUGCCCAGGAGCUCUGUAACGGCUUGUGCUGUGUUUAGGAUGUUGAGAUGGAUGAGGAACAGCAGGACAGAGAGCAGCCAGAGACGGUGAGGUGCAGUCAUCCAGAGUCUGACUGUAGCCCUGAUGCGACCGAUUCUCUUGAUGCUGCUGCUGCUGCUGCUGCCAUUUCUUCUCAUGAUCCCAGCCUGAGCGAUCGGGACUGCGGCACCGAGGGUCCGUUUCCUGGCAAAUCGGCGGGUAUAAAGAUUAUUAGCUCCACCAAUGGACCGGUGGAGCCGGAUCUGCAAGGCCCGGGAGGGGAGGGGCCAUCAGAGAGAACGGCCAAUCAUAGCGAAGUAAGCGUGGGGGAGGUAAACGGUCGGAGCCGGCCGGAAGGUGCUGAGGAUGAGGAGGACCGGCCAGAGGACGUGUCCGACUCGGCCUCCACGGACAACACCCUGGAGGACUCCAGCGAGUUUGUGGUGACGGUCCUGACCCGGGCGAGCCUGGAGGACCAGGCGGACGGGCCCUCCUCCGAGCCCAGUGGCCUAUCGCAGACACCCCCGCCGUCCAAUCAGGACGAAGAUGUGACGGCGGAGAGCUGGCGUCAGCACCGGAAGCACGUCUUCGUCCUGAGCGAGGCCGGCAAGCCCAUCUACUCCCGCUACGGCAACGAGGAGGCGCUGUCCUCCACCAUGGGGGUGAUGAUGGCCCUGGUGUCCUUCGUGCAGACCGGGGACAACACCAUCCGCUCCAUCUACUCCGAUGAGCACACGGUGGUGUUUAUGCAGCAGGGCCCCCUGGUGCUGGUGUCCGUGUCCUGCAGCAGGCAGUCGGAGCAGCAGCUGCGAGCCGAGCUCCUCUACGUGUACAACCAGAUCGUCAGCAUGCUGACGCAGGCCAGCAUCAACCGCAUCUUCGAGCGCAAGAAGAACUACGACCUGCGGCGCCUGCUGGCCGGCUCGGAGAAGAUCCUGGACGGGCUGCUGAACCUGGUGGACUCGGACCCCAGCUUCCUGCUGUCGGCCGUGCACUGCCUGCCCCUGGCCUCGGCCCUCAGGGACUCCCUCAGCCAGAUCCUGCAGAAGGCCAUCACGCCCAACCUGGUGUUCUCCAUCCUCAUCGCCAAGCAGCAGCUGCUCACCAUCGUGCAGGAGAAGACGGUGAUCGAGGACGCGCGGCUGGAGCCCGCCGACCUCCACCUGCUGCUCAACCUCAUCGGGGCGUCCUCCGCCUUCCAGGCGGGCGAGAUCUGGACCCCCAUCUGCCUCCCGCUCUUCAACCCCGACUGCUACUUCUACGCCUACAUCUCGUACCUGGACCCGCCGGACUGCACCGUGUGCCUGCUGCUGCUCUCCACGGACAAGGAGGCCUUCUACGCCGUGGCGGAGUGCAAGCGCAGGAUCGACGAGGGCAUGCGCGCGCAGAACGCCCUGAGCUCCAUCGCCAAGGCCCACUCCUACAGCGCCAGCCAGGUGGGCGUGCCCGACCUCCGCCACUUCAUGUACAAGCCCUUCGACGUGCCCGACAACCACCGGCAGCUCACCCAGUUCACCAGUCCUGAGAUGGAGGCUCCAUACAGCAGUGAGGAGGAGAGGAGCAGGCUGCUGGAUCUGUACCGCUACAUGCACAGCCGCAUCCACAGCUCCUCCCGUCCCCUCAAGCUCAUCUACCACGUGGCCGAGAGAGAGACUCUGCUGGCCUGGGUCACCGGUAAGUUUGAGCUGUACACCUGCUUCAGCCCUCUCGUUACAAAGGCCUCGGCCAUAAACGCCAUCACCAAGCUCUUGCGCUGGAUUAAGAAGGAAGAGGAUCGCCUCUUUAUCCGGAGCCCCCCCAAGUACUCCACCACCCCCAACCCCAGCAAGAGCUCCCGCGGGAGCAAGGGCGCUUCUGAUAGGCCGGAUGGCUCUGACAAUGGCUUCCUGUCCCUGUUGUAGCGCCCCGGAUUCCUGCCGCCACACACACCAGCCAGCAUCACAGGCCAAGCCUCCACAGUGUUGGGUUUGUUUUCAUUAACAGAUAAAUAGCUGAUUACCACAUGUAUGAAGGUAUAUAUAUAAAAAAAAAAAGGUACAGUACCACCCUUUGGGAAUUUGCAUCACAAGCUUCCAUAGCCUUGUUGGGACAUCAUGAAGUUGACCGGGUUGUGCAUUUACUAGGUAUUUGGUGAAUGGAAACGAUUUACAUUAGCUUGUAGUAUUAAAUUUUCAAAGACUGACUUUGACCCUUGGAAAUGUUGAAUAUUAUAGCAAGUAUUCAGGUUUGUUUUGAUAUGAUUUUUUAUGAAAUUGCACUACUGUUCACACCUGGUAUUCAGUGGUUUCACUGUCGAGGACCACAGAAUACGGAUAAAGGCUUUAAGAUUAGCUUAAAAAUGUAUGUACCAUACCAAUGUGAGAAAAGGCAACAUUUUUAUGGGAACACCAACGGCUUAUUUUUUUGUUAAAAAGAUAUGCUCUUAUGUGUUUUAAUAGACAACUACACACAAAACCAUUGCGCAAUACUUGCUAAUGCAUCUUUAUUUAAGAUCCUGAAUGUGGUGUAAAAGCAUUUUUUGCUUUUAUGCUUUUCACAUCUUCAGAUUUGUUCUGAUCUGAUUCUGUUGGUGUGCAUAGGUGGUGCUUUUUUAAGCUGUGAUGAGGGCGGACUUCAUUAAAGAAAGACCUGUGAUUUUUUUAUUUUUUUUCCCUCUACCUAAAUUGAGUUAAAUUUGUCAUUAUUGUUGAACAGUGAGUCUGCGUUACAUAUGAUGUCUUAAAUUGCUUCAUUCUGCAGUGCAGAAAUGUUAGUCUUCAGUUUGUAAAAGUGAGGUAUCUUUAUACCUCUGGUUGGAAGAAAAAAAAAUGAGGUUGCAUGAAUGAAAGCUGCUUGGAACACCACCCUGUUAAUCAGACCUCAGUCUCCAGUCUCAUCUCAGUUUAAAACCACUGUUUUAUGUUGUGGGAAAGGGUUUGAAUGUAGCGAUAUUUAACUGUACUCAUGGAGUAAUAUGGGAGUAUUUCUUUGGGUCUGUCAUUUUUACUGCGUCCGAGAGGAAACGUGGUGUUUCAUUAAGUUUGGAAUGACAGCUACGCCACUGUAAGUUUUAUAAAAAUCUUUGGUGAACACGUCUGAAAAAUCCACACUUGCUGCCAGAUAUGCGUGUGCUUUCAGUGCUUAUGUGCGCGUUUGCAUACGCUCAUGUUUGCUCAUUUCAGGUCCUUUUUCAGAAAUAACGCUGGCUUCUUUUCAACCUUUCUCAAUAACAUGAGACCAAAAUGUCUGCUUUCACUUUUAUCCUGACUUGGACAAUCCAGGGAGUAGCCUGCUUGAAAGGUAAAAAUGUAAAUGGUGAAUGUGUGGACUACUGAAAUAAAUCUCCCCUGUUCCCCAA
This is a messenger RNA of Conger conger (European conger), 4348 nucleotides long. It is a transcript of the gene mon1ba, whose product is annotated as MON1 secretory trafficking family member Ba. The coding region runs from base 1041 to 2912 and encodes 623 amino acids. Lineage: Eukaryota; Metazoa; Chordata; Actinopteri; Anguilliformes; Congridae. The transcript is spliced from 7 exons. The record is from RefSeq and is a predicted model, not a curated record. Gene Ontology annotation, biological process: vesicle-mediated transport; protein targeting to vacuole.